This is a messenger RNA of Alexandromys fortis (reed vole), 1781 nucleotides long. RefSeq names its product yrdC N6-threonylcarbamoyltransferase domain containing (gene Yrdc). Gene Ontology annotation, molecular function: tRNA binding; double-stranded RNA binding; nucleotidyltransferase activity. Bases 127 to 969 code for a protein of 280 amino acids. Gene Ontology annotation, biological process: regulation of translational fidelity. The record is from RefSeq and is a predicted model, not a curated record. NCBI's taxonomy places the organism in Eukaryota, Metazoa, Chordata, Mammalia, Rodentia, Cricetidae. The transcript has 5 exons. Gene Ontology annotation, cellular component: cytoplasm.
CGGUCUCCUUCAAGUCGCCUGGGGGUCGCGGUCCCUUUAAGCUGCCCGACGCGGAGGCGGGGCCGAGGCUCGGGGGCCGGAAGUUGGGCGCGUGCGUCACUUCCUCCAGGAAGUGGGUCUGGGCGGAUGUCUACUGCGCGUCCGUGUGCGGGGCUGAGGGCCGCGGUGGCGGCCGGCAUGGGGCUGAGCGACGGGCCAGCGGGCUCUGGCCGCAGCUGCCGCCUUCUACGCCCGCCCACGCCGGCUCCGGCGGUGCCGGGGGCCCGGCUGUUGCGGCUUCCGGAGAGCGGGGCCGUGCAGGCCGCAAGCCCCGAGCGCUCCGGUUGGACCGAGGCGCUGCGGGCCGCCGUGGCCGAGCUGCGCGCCGGCGCCGUGGUGGCGGUCCCAACUGACACGCUGUAUGGUCUGGCCUGCUCGGCGAGCUGCUCGGCGGCCCUGGGCUGCGUCUAUCGCCUCAAGGGCCGCAGCGAGGCCAAGCCGCUGGCCGUGUGCCUGGGCCGCGUGGCCGACGUCUACAGGUACUGCCAGGUGAGGGUACCCAAGGAGCUCCUGGAGGACCUGUUGCCAGGACCAGUGACCUUGGUGAUGCAGCGCUCUGGGGAGCUCAACAAAGACCUGAACCCCUUUACCCCUCUGGUUGGCAUCCGGAUCCCUAACCACGCCUUCAUGCAGGACUUGGCCCAAAUGUUUGGGGGACCAAUUGCACUCACCAGUGCCAACCUGAGCUCCCAAGCCAGUUCUCUGAGUGUUGAGGAGUUCCAAGACCUCUGGCCUCAUUUGUCCCUGGUCAUUGAUGGGGGACCAAUUGGAGAUAGUCAGAGCCCUGAGUGCCGCCUCGGCUCUACUGUGGUUGACUUAUCUGUGCCUGGAAAGUUUACCAUUAUUCGCCCGGGCUGUGCUCUGGAAAACACUACAACCAUCCUCCAACAGAAAUAUGGGCUGCUCCCUUCACAGGGGUCCUGCUCAUGAAGAUUGGGAAGAUCCAAGGAUCAUGCUGGAUACUGUGUGUCUGCUAACUGGUUAGCAAGGCCUCAUUGGCAGAGGCUCCUGGAGCUACACAUGUAGCCUGGCUGUUUAGGGAACAUCUCUCUCUGAACACUGUAGGCCAGAAGCUGCAGGUUGAGCCUUGUAGGUUCUUAUAUCAACCAAAAAUUGAACAAAGGUAAGAACAUUCUUAGAAGCCUGGCAGUGGUGGCACAUGCCUUUAAUCCCAGCACUUGGGAGGCAGAGGCAGGCGGAUCUCUGUGAGUUCGAGGCCAGCCUGGUCUACAAGAGCUAGUUCCAGGACAGGCUCCAAAGGUAUAGAGAAACCCUGUCUCAGGGGGAAAAAAAUAAAAAAAUAAAAAAAAAAUUGUUAGAUCGGCCUUACUAUUUUGAGAUUUUUAAAAGUCAAAAGUAAAUUGAGUACAGAAUUAGAAUGUAUUAAGAGCUUGUUUCUGGUGACAGUGGCACUUCAUGUCUAGCCAGCUAGAAGCACUAGUGUGUUCUAGAAGUCUCAGGACCAAUGCAGGAAAGUCCAAGAGCCCAAGACAGCUUUCCUGGGUACCAGAGAGAUCAUUUUAGGGAAACUAUCUUGGGGGGGUCCCAAGUGAAAUAAUACUGGAAAAUAAAAUCUUGACUGUUCAGCCAGUGACUUUCUUAUUUAUUGAUAAAAUAAAUUAUAUAGUUCUGUGUAUAAUUUAUUUAACUUCAUUGUUUACUCAGAAGUUUUAUCUUUGUUCACAUGUGCCAAGUAUUCUGCGUACAUAAUUAUUUUUGAGUAUUUAAGCUGUAUUUUUCUU